Penicillium daleae is the source of this 1173-nucleotide messenger RNA. Its product is annotated as TauD/TfdA dioxygenase family protein. The record is from RefSeq and is a predicted model, not a curated record. Lineage: Eukaryota; Fungi; Ascomycota; Eurotiomycetes; Eurotiales; Aspergillaceae. Gene Ontology annotation, molecular function: oxidoreductase activity. Bases 1 to 1173 code for a protein of 390 amino acids. The transcript is spliced from 5 exons.
AUGGACAACCACACUUCCUUCACUGUGACACCGCUGGAGCGGACACCUGAGCAAAAGUUCAACUUCGGAGCUCGCGUGACUGGAGUAGACUUGAACAACAUCUCAGAUGACGAUGUCGAUCGUCUCAAAACUGCCAUUUGGCGCCACAAGGUCAUUGUCGUUAAAGCCCAACACAACCUAAAUCCUAAGAAGCAAUGGGAGCUCGUGACCCGGCUAGAUCCCAAGGCCAGUGAUGGCCACAGUCACGGAAAUCUUACCACAUUCCGGGCGAAGGGUGGACUUCUUGCUCAAGGAAGAGAGGUCGUUGGAAUCCCCGGCGCAGAAAACGUCAGAUUAAUUGGCAAGGGCUUCCAAGGGGAGAACCACUUCGGUAUUGUGAACCACACCAUCGAACGCGGACUCAGCAAUGACUUUCAUGCCGUCCCACCAUCCGUGGAGGAAUUUGAGCAGGGCAUCACGCGUUUCCAACGCUGGCAUAUCGAUGCUCCACUGUAUGGGAAGGAUCCUGCGUGGUUCACAACCCUGCGCUGUGUUACCCUUCCUAAAGGACCCAAUCUCACUGUUCAAUGGGCCGACGGGUCCGGUCAAACUAUGCAAUCCCCACCGGGACAGACUGCGUAUUUCAGCACAUCUCAGCUCUAUCUCAUGUUAUCGCCCGAAGAGCAGGCGUUGGUCGAUCACAGCUGGGUCGAAUAUGCGCCCUAUCCAUAUAAGUGGAUUGAGAAGUGCAAGGGCAAUACCAACGGCCUUGGUCUAGCAGAAGGGGGUGAGCGUCUCACCGAAGAAGAACUUGGAGAAUAUGAUACGACGGCAGUGAAGAAGUAUCCAUUGGUCUGGGUGAAUCCUUUUACGGGCGACAAAGCCUUCCAGGUCCACGGAAUCUGUGCCCGAAAGCUUUAUCUGCGUAGCUCCCAGGAGGAGCAGCCUCGUAUUGUUGAGGAUGUGGCAGAGAUUCGCAAGUUUAUUUUGGGUAUCCAGAACAGGAUCCUCAAGCCUGAGUACAUCCUGCUGGCCCCAGCUGAGGAAGGAGAUAUGGUAAUUUGGGAUAAUUACGGACUCUUCCACUCUGCUAUUGACUAUCCGAUCAUCAUGGGUCCUCGCUCUAUGCACCAGGCAAACAUCAGUGGCAGUAUUGGUCCAAAGGGACCUGUGCCGAUUCCCUUGAUGGCCUAA